This is a messenger RNA of Tachyglossus aculeatus (Australian echidna), 1391 nucleotides long. RefSeq names its product serine and arginine rich splicing factor 3 (gene SRSF3). Gene Ontology annotation, biological process: mRNA splicing, via spliceosome. Lineage: Eukaryota; Metazoa; Chordata; Mammalia; Monotremata; Tachyglossidae. Gene Ontology annotation, cellular component: nuclear speck. Gene Ontology annotation, molecular function: RNA binding. The coding region runs from base 145 to 639 and encodes 164 amino acids. The record is from RefSeq and is a predicted model, not a curated record. The transcript is spliced from 6 exons.
GACGUGGGACGAGCGGGAGCCACAGCGGGAGCGGCGCCGGGAGAAGCGGGAAUCCCAUCGGACUGGGGGAAUUUGAGCCUCCUUUUGGGAAUUUUUUUCCCUUUUCUUUCCCCCCCCUCUCCCUUCUGAAUCCCAGUCUUCGCGAUGCAUCGUGACUCGUGUCCACUGGACUGUAAGGUCUAUGUAGGGAACCUUGGGAACAAUGGGAACAAAACUGAAUUGGAAAGAGCUUUUGGAUAUUAUGGGCCUCUGCGCAGUGUAUGGGUUGCUAGAAACCCCCCCGGCUUUGCUUUUGUUGAGUUUGAGGACCCACGAGAUGCAGCGGAUGCUGUGAGAGAACUAGAUGGAAGGACAUUAUGUGGGUGUCGCGUCCGAGUGGAACUCUCAAAUGGUGAAAAAAGAAGUCGCAAUCGAGGCCCACCGCCUUCUUGGGGUCGACGUCCUCGAGAUGACUACCGCCGGAGAAGUCCUCCGCCUCGCCGCAGAUCACCACGAAGGAGAAGCUUCUCUCGCAGCCGCAGCAGGUCCCUUUCUAGAGACAGGAGAAGAGAAAGAUCACUGUCCCGGGAGAGAAAUCACAAGCCUUCCCGGUCCUUUUCCAGGUCUCGUAGUCGCUCUAGGUCAAAUGAAAGGAAAUAGAGCAUCAGCCUUCAAGAGGAAUGGUGUACAGGAAUAUGUACAGCACAAUACAAGUUUUCUUUGAGACUUCAUAAGCUUGGUGCAUUUUUAAAAUGUUUUAGCUGUUGAACUUUGUUUAUUGUAUCUUGUAACGGUGACACAUGUAAAGAUGUGAAUCUGUAUGGUUUUGAACAGAAGUGAGAUUUAAUACCAAGAAUUUGUUACUUUACAAUGUUCCCUUAAGCAAAUUUGCAUUGAAUGAUAUUCAGUUUGUCUUGCACAGACUUGCAAAUAAACCAUUAAAACCUUGCAGUGGCCAAAAUGUGUUUAAUCUCAAUGUCUUGAAAAUGAUUCUGUGACCAAAAUUAGACAACUUUGGAGAGCAGCCUGCAUGUUUCCAUGCAUGCGAUCAGAUGACGCAUAUCCAAACUGCAGUUUAUCCCAUUUAAUGUUCCAGUGCUGGUCUUGAGGACCGUUAUUUUGACUAAAUUUUGAGCCUAACUGAAUUUCACUUUGGGAGAGAGACGGGGAGAACCUUGAAGAUUUUCAAUUUCCCUGUUUUGGGGAAAAAAAAACCUUUGAGCAUGCAGUCUUGUAAAAAUUAGUAUCUGGGGCGAGUACUCUAGCCCCUUUCCACCAUGCAUUAUUAACUGCACUCCAGUUUAAGGGUACAUUGUAGAGGUGAAACAUUGAUUUACUGUGCAAAACUUUCCUUGUUGUCAUUUGUAUCAUGUUUUGUGAGACCUUGGGAUUAAAAUUUUGGUUACAACUUG